This is a messenger RNA of Andrographis paniculata, 2256 nucleotides long. RefSeq names its product mechanosensitive ion channel protein 2, chloroplastic-like. Gene Ontology annotation, cellular component: membrane. Gene Ontology annotation, biological process: transmembrane transport. Lineage: Eukaryota; Viridiplantae; Streptophyta; Magnoliopsida; Lamiales; Acanthaceae. Bases 100 to 1965 code for a protein of 621 amino acids. The record is from RefSeq and is a predicted model, not a curated record. The transcript has 13 exons.
GGAUGAGCAGAAGACAAACGACGAGCGUUGAAUACAUAUACACAAUUAUACAUGUGCGUAUACCGCGGCGGUUGAGGAAUUCAUGGUGUCCGACCAGCAAUGGACGUUGGUAGUUGUUUUCAGCUCUCUCUCGAGAUUGGAAUUUGCAGCAGGAACAAUGUUUGCAGCAGAAAAUUUCGGAGUUCGAAAGCAAGAGGCAAAUUGUGUUUCAUGAGCUCAAAUCUCUCGCCAGUAGCUGCGGGGAAAUGUUUUUGGAGUAAAAAUAACUGGAAGAGGAUUCAUAGGAGACUGUCCACUGUCCCCUGUAGAAAUCAUAAGAUUAGAUGCUUUUGUAUUCUAAAUGCAGGUCUCCCAACUGAUGCAGCAUCUGUAAAGAAUGCCACUUCAACUUUAGCAAGAGCAUCUCAUUAUUUGAAAGGGAGUCCCCUUGUGAUCAAAUUGGCUUCAGCUGUGGCUGUCGUUGUUUUUGCAGUAUGGGGGAUUGGGCCACUAGUGCGACAAUGCAGAAACAUAUUUCUAAAGAGGAGGGACAAUGGUUGGAAAAGGAGUGGCACAUAUCAAGUUGUGACGUCUUAUGUUCAGCCCUUGUUGCUAUGGAUGGGUGCAAUGUUCAUCUGCAGAGCACUGGAUCCCAUGGUUCUGCCCGUAGAAACUGGUCAUAUUGUUAAGCCUCGCCUCCUAAAUUUUGUCAGAUCAUUGUCCACAGUGCUGGCCUUUGCACAUUGUUUGUCAGGUGUAAUUCAACAGACACGAAAGUUCUUCAUGGAGUCAAAUGAUCCCACUGAUGCCAGAAAUAUGGGUUUCCAGUUUGCUGGUCGAGCUGUAAAUGCAGCUGUAUGGAUAGCGGCUGUAUCAUUAUUCAUGGAAUUGUUAGGCUUCUCGACCCAAAAAUGGAUUACAGCUGGGGGACUUGGGACAGUUCUGAUCACACUUGCUGGACGUGAGAUUCUCACAAAUUUCCUUUCGAGUGUAAUGAUUCAUGCAACUCGGCCAUUUGUCUUGAAUGAAUGGAUUCAGACAAAGAUUGAGGGCUAUGAGGUUUCAGGAACAGUUGAGCAUGUAGGAUGGUGGUCGCCGACAAUCAUCAGAGGUGAUGACCGCGAAGCUGUACACAUUCCAAACCACAAGUUUACAGUGAACAUUGUGAGAAAUCUCAGUCAAAAAACACAUUGGCGUAUUAAAACCCACCUGGCUAUUAGUCAUUUGGAUGUCGGGAAAGUCAAUAACAUUGUUGCUGAUAUGCGCAAAGUUCUAGCUAAGAAUCCUCAAGUCGAACAACAGAAAUUGCACAGAAGAGUAUUCUUUGAGGAUAUUAAUCCGGAAAAUCAAGCCCUCUUGAUAUUGAUCUCCUGCUUUGUCAAGACCUCACAUUUUGAAGAAUACUUAUGUGUUAAGGAAGCUAUACUUCUCGACCUCCUUAGAGUCAUUUCUCACCAUCGUGCUCGACUGGCCACUCCCAUCCGAACAGUCCAGAAAGUAUACACCAACACCGACUUGGACGAUACCUCGUUCUCUGAUUCUGUUUUCACCCACGGCGCUGCAUCAAACAACCGGUUCUUACUGAUCGAGCCGUCCUACAAAAUCAGCGGGGACGACAAGACCAAAACUCAAGUUCGAUCCCCCCUACGAGUGAACGGAGACGAAGACAGCAGCAGGCCUACAGCAGACGAUGCUAAAGAAACAACAUCAGAUGGUAAGACCGAGGUUUCCGCUUCAAGUCCAAAGCCAGAUUUGAGACAACCUAGUCUAGAAGAGAACCUAGUCCUUGGUGUCGCGUUGGAUGGAUCAAAAAGAACCCUGCCCAUCGAUGAAGAUGAUAACAUUUCCCCGGCUUCGAAUGCGGAAGACAUUAUGGAAUUGGCUGCACUGCAUGCUGCUGUGUCUGAGGACAACAAAACCGAUACCAAGAAGACAAGCAAUGCCGGAUCUCCCACCGGCACCGAGCAGUCAGAUCAGCAGGCUUAGCGCCGUCUACUGUAACUGACGCUGUAUAUAUUUGUGCUGCGUUCGGUCUACGGUAAGAAUUAAGAAAUUCCUUUAUUUUGCUACGGAAUUACUAAUAACUGCGGCCAGUUGAAAUAUUCAGCACCGUGCUGACAGCACGUGAAAUAUUGAUGGGUAGGGUAGCAUAUAUAUAUAUAUAUAUAUAUGAAUUAACAUCACAUGUUAUUAAUAUUUUCCAUCUUUCCCUUCGAGUUUGUAUAAGAUGGAAAUGUUUGAAGUGUUAUUGAAUUUAAUAGGAUAUAUAGUGAUGUG